Messenger RNA from Salvelinus sp. IW2-2015, 1884 nucleotides. RefSeq lists its product as uncharacterized. Gene Ontology annotation, biological process: regulation of DNA-templated transcription. The record is from RefSeq and is a predicted model, not a curated record. NCBI's taxonomy places the organism in Eukaryota, Metazoa, Chordata, Actinopteri, Salmoniformes, Salmonidae. The transcript is spliced from 3 exons. Gene Ontology annotation, molecular function: DNA-binding transcription factor activity, RNA polymerase II-specific; RNA polymerase II cis-regulatory region sequence-specific DNA binding. Bases 194 to 1441 code for a protein of 415 amino acids.
AUUUGUGCUGCUGACGAGACGAUGAUCUGACAAAUGUUGUUUAUGUCCAAUCUUUCUCUAAUAUGUUGUUAAAUGUCCCCGUCUAGAGAUAUCGAAUCAAGAAUCUGGCGGACACCCUAGCACAAUAGUCGGUUUCUGAUUAACUUGCAUUUCAGGCGGAUUCCAUGCUCGAAGGAGUGAGAGGAGAAAUCAAAUGGCAGAUGGAAGCCUUCGAAAGAUGUCUAAAAUUGAGCGUCUUAAUGCCCGUGUGGCGAAGCUACUGACGGUGGCGGUGCAUGAGGUUCUGCAGGUGGUUAAAGAGACUGUGUCAGAGUACCAGGAGAACACGGCCAGAACUCAAAGAGAGAAUGAGAGUCUGAGGAAAAUUCUGCAGGAACUCCAGGAUAAAAUGAAGAGAGAGAACACAGGUGCUGUGCAGACUGUGACUGUCCAACUUGAGCUGCAGAAUUGUAAGCAGGAACUUUCCCUGGGGGAGGAUACUGAACUCUUCCCGUCUGAAGAGGAGUUGACAGAGAUUCUCUCUCCAGAGCCACAUGAUGGACUUACCAGCGAAAAACCCUUUGGAGCCCAAACAUUUGGCUUUCCUCCUAUCAGUUUGAAAAAGAAGAACAGGUCGUUCCACUCAGCGUGUGGCCCAAGGAGCUUGCUGCCCGAGGAACGACCAGAAACGACCACACAGAGCAGAGAGUUGGAUCUUAAAUCUGAGAUAGGACAUGAUACACAUGUAAAGGAACACCACACUCUGGUGACUGAUACUGCGCUGUCAGAAACACUAUUGAGUCAUAUGAACUCCACUCACACCGUUUCAAACUCACUUUUCCCAAACGAUUCCCCUCAGGCCUCUCAACCACUGCUGACUUUUGAGGAGAUCAAACCAGAACCUGAAGUGGAAGCGUAUGUCACAUAUUCAACACCAAAGCAUUUUUAUGACUGUGCAGGCUCAAGCCACAUUUUACCCCAGACCCAACUCAAUCGAGACCCUCUUCAACCUAACUCAGAGUCUUAUGAACUUGUGUACUUCCAGCCAAACCAAAAUUGCUCAGGGGAACCAUUUGCAUUGGGAAACAAUGCUGAAUCGGCAUUGGACCGAUUUGAGGAACAGCACAAUACCCUCCCGUUUAGGAAAUCUUUUGGUGGAGCAGGAGGGUUGAGAAUACUCCAGCGACAUCUCGGUAGUGAAAAGCGCUACUGCUGUCCUCUGUGUGGCCGGUGCUUCAGUCACGCUGGUGAUUUUAAAAAACACAAGAGGGUCCACACUGGUGAGAAGCCAUACUGUUGUUCUGUGUGCGGAAAGCGUUUCAGUCAGUCAGGCUACCUAAAAAUACACCAACGGUACCACACUGGAGAGCGACCGUAUGGCUGUACACAGUGUGGGAAACGCUUCAGUCAUUCUAGUAAUUUCAAGAAGCACCAGCUCACUCACCUAGGAUCAGUGCCAUAAUGUAUGAGAACAUAAGGGAUCUUUGACUGAGAACUAUGACAUUCUGUUCAUUUAGAGUUGGUCAGAUUAAGUGUAUGGGGGAAAUGUUCAGGAAAGUGAAAGGAUAAUAUCUGACAGGAGAGAAUUGCUUACUAUGUUUAUGAAAUAAUUCAUAAUCUUUGUUAGGGUUUUCUGAUGUGGACAAUAUUGUGAAAAGCUGGUAUUGGUGCUGAAAAUGUCAAAUCUCACUGGUAGAAUUAAUGCCCAAGACCACAAAUGACUGUAUUAUUCCUGACAAUGGUGGUGUGGGUCUGGGAAUCUUCCUAUUUGGUAUUUACUACUAGUAAACCUCUACAUUUGAUUAGAAUGUGUGUAAUUCUUGUCAUUUUGAAUAAACAAAUAUUUUUCUCCAAAACAAAAUGUACGUACUAUUACAUGUAUGUGUUAAUAAAAUAUAUUCCACU